Messenger RNA from Cicer arietinum (chickpea), 1135 nucleotides. RefSeq lists its product as uncharacterized. The record is from RefSeq and is a predicted model, not a curated record. Lineage: Eukaryota; Viridiplantae; Streptophyta; Magnoliopsida; Fabales; Fabaceae.
AUAAAAAAAUCCGACAUAACUUAAAGGAACACGAAAAUAUUUUGGGCGGUGGGAAUUUGGUAUAACCCGAACCCAACCGAAUACUUCACAACAGUUGUUUUCACAAUUUCCAGAUCAAAUGACAACCGUACGAUCAAUUUCAACCCUCCUCUUCUUCGUCGCAAUUCUCCUCAUCACACCAUCCAAAUCACAAUCGUUCUCAUUCUCUUCCUAUUACGAUUUCCGAAAUCUCUUCUCACUCGCACAAUCCAUUUUUACCGGCGUCGCCAACCUACGUACCAACCGCGGUGACGUCGCCGGCGCUAACAGAGCCAGGUCCAUCGCAAACAGUUUGGAAAAUGUCACCGGCUUUGGGUUUUGGAAGCUUGUGUGGUCUGCUUGGUCAUGGAAAUGGUUGUGGAAGGGCAUUCCCUUCACGGAGCUCUACGGCGCUGUUUCCGACAUCAACGAGUUUCUUAGGGGCUUGAAUGAGUUGACUCGGAUGGAAUCGGCCGCCGAAAGGACUGUUUGGCUCUCUCAAAAUUACCAAAAUCUCCUUAUUGUCACUAAAUCGCUUUCUCGCAAACUCCUCAAAGCGUUUGGUCAAUCGGAAGUGAUGAGGGAAAUAGUGGAAACGUUGCGAAUAGAGGUGGUGGAAGGUGGGUUAAUCAGAGACUGCCUAUUAUUGGGUGGCAAUGAUUUGAAGGAUCUGAUUCAUACUGCCAAGGAUCUGUUGUUACAAUUCUUUCCCGUGACUGAUAAAGACCCUGAACUAUAACUCGUAUAGUUUCUUUUUGCUCGGUUUAGAGCUAUAAUACAAUGGUGGCAUCAUUACUAUCUCCAAGCACUUACUUUAUAAGUGACCAAAUUUUGUUUAUUUUUGUUUGCUUUUGGUUUCUUAGAAUACAAACUAGAGAAGUACCUGUGCAUUCACACAAAUUCUGCUCUGCCAGAAUCAGUUCUCUUUUUAAUUUAGGAUUUAAGUGCUUAAUAAUACUUUUAACGGUGGAAUGAAAAAAAUUGUAAAUGUUAAGGUUGGUUAUAAAGUUUGUUUGAGAGAAGAUAAGUUGUUUAUUUAAUUUUAUCUGCAUAGGGGACAAGUUUUAUACUGCAUGUACAAGAAAAGAUUAGUUGUUUAAUUAUUUUGUAAUGUGAA